Molecule: messenger RNA, 1309 nt
Organism: Rhineura floridana
Lineage: Eukaryota; Metazoa; Chordata; Lepidosauria; Squamata; Rhineuridae
Product: olfactory receptor 5V1-like
Exons: 4
Coding region: 61-1224 (387 amino acids)
Biological process (GO): G protein-coupled receptor signaling pathway
Cellular component (GO): membrane
Molecular function (GO): G protein-coupled receptor activity; olfactory receptor activity
Source: RefSeq, a predicted model, not a curated record
AGGGGGAGAAGGAGCUGGGUUCUAAGGAGUUUCCUUGGUUUCUCCUUCCAGCUGUUCCAGAUGAGUUUUAUCUUCAGUCCAUGCAAGGCAGAACUUCAGCAAGAAGGUGAAGGAACAUAUUACAGACAGCAAAGUGAGAAAACCACCGCUCUGCUGAUAUUUGGUGUUUCUGCUGCUAUGCACCCCAGUCCAACGAAGAUGGAAGACAACAUGGUCUUGGAGAAAUUAAAUUACACAGAAGAAACAACUUUCACCAUUACUGGAUUCACAGAAAAUCAGACUCUGUUUCUUUGUCCAGACAUGGAGGCACAAAAUGAAACUGACCUGACUGAGUUCAUCAUCCUGGGUUUUAAAAAUCUUCAGGAGGCACAUCUCUUGCUCUUCAAUGGGUUCUUAAUCACCUAUCUAUUCACUGUGCUAUGGAAUACCUUCAUUGUUGUAAUGACAUUAGUGGACCAGAGGCUCAGAACUCCCAUGUAUUUCUUCAUUGGUAAUCUCUCAUUUCUUGAUAUCUGCUACACUACCACCACUAUCCCCCAAAUGUUGGCUCACCUUCUCUCAGAGAGAAGCACCAUUUCCUACAUGGGCUGUGUGCUCCAGGUCUAUUUUUUCUUCUCUUUUGUAGGCACUGAGUGCCUCCUUCUUGCAGUGAUGGCAUUUGACCGCUAUGUUGCCAUAUGCAACCCUUUACGCUACACACUGAUUAUUGGCAAAGAAAUUUGUCUCCAGCUGGCCACAGCCUGCUGGGCUGGGGGCUUCCUGAACUCAGUAGUGCACACCACCUUUGCUUUCCAGCUACCAUUCUGUGGGAAGAACCACCUCGAUGCUUUCUACUGUGAUAUCCCUCCACUGCUGAAGUUAUCAUGCAGAGACACUUCCCUUAACCAAAUUCUCUUAUCCAUUGGCCUUUUUAUAGCUUGGACCCCAUUACUUUGCAUCCUUCUAUCAUACACUUACAUCAUUUCAACUGUCUUAAACAUGCACUCUUCAGAAGGGAGACAAAAGGCAUUCUCCACCUGCUCCUCUCACCUCACUGUGGUCCUUUUGUACUAUGGCAGCUCCAUCUUCACCUACUUGAAUUCAAAUAACAGCCACUCCUCAAAUCAUGCCAGGCUUGUCUCAGUUAUAUAUACUGUCUUGACACCACUCUUAAAUCCUAUCAUAUAUACCUUACGCAACAAGGAUGUAAAGAAAGCCUGGAAAAGUAUGAUUAGAAAGAGAUGAAUUUUGGGAGAAACAUACACAGAGAUUAGCCAUACUUAUUUUCACACUUAUUUUUGUCUUUAGAAUUUCAUAUUCACACCUUAAC